ACUUUUCGAACUCUCGCAGCUUCCAACAACACCGCCCGUGAAAAGAAGGGCCUGCUUCUAUAAAUCCGGACAAAUACCGCCACCAUGAAGACACAGUGGAAAGAUAUCCCCGCCGUGCCAACGAGCCAGGAGUUUCUGGACAUCGUUUUAUCACGCACUCAGAGAAGGCUCCCAACACAGAUCAGGGCGGGCUUCCAAAUCAGCAGAAUCCGAGCCUUCUAUACGCGAAAAGUCAAGUACACUUCCGAGACUUUCACCGAGCGUCUUACUACCACUCUCGAGGCUUUUCCGCGACUCGUGGAUAUCCACCCGUUCCAUCGUGAUCUGCUAAACACGCUGUAUGAUGCGGACCACUUCCGAAUUGCGCUCGGGCAGCUUUCGACCGCCAAGUCGCUCAUCGAGACAGUCGCACGCGACUACGUCCGACUACUGAAGUAUGGACAAUCGCUCUUCCAGUGCAAGCAGCUGAAGAGGGCCGCAUUGGGCCGCAUGGCGACGAUUUGCAAGAGGCUGAAAGAUCCUCUGGUCUACCUCGAGCAGGUCAGGCAACAUCUGGGCCGUCUGCCGUCGAUCGACCCAAACACACGCACCCUUGUCAUUGCUGGCUUUCCCAAUGUUGGCAAAUCAUCCUUCUUGAAGUCAAUUUCGAGGGCGGAUGUCGAGGUGCAGCCCUACGCAUUCACAACCAAGAGUCUUUAUGUGGGCCAUUUCGACUACAAGAUGCUCAGAUUUCAAGCAGUAGAUACUCCCGGUAUCUUGGACCAUGCUCUCGAAGACAUGAACACCAUUGAGCAUCAGUCUAUUUGCGCCAUUGCCCACUUGCGCGCCCACAUUCUCUACUUCAUGGAUCUCAGCGAGCAGUGCGGUUACUCUGUCGCUUCUCAGAUUGCCCUGUUCAACAAUAUCAAGCCUCUGUUCGCGAACAAGUUGAUAUCAAUCGUCAUCAACAAGAUCGACCUCAUGCGGCCGGACCAGCUAGACGACGAGACAAAGGAGCAGCUUCAGGGAAUGCUGAAGUCCGGGGAGGUGGAGAUGCUCGAGCUUUCCUGCAACACCACUGAGGGCGUCAUGGCUGUGCGCAACUCGGUCUGCGACCGAUUGAUCGCUGCGCGUAACGCUGAAAAGCUCAAAGCCGGUACUAACAGCUCUGGUGAACCCUCUGGUCGUCUUGGAGAGCUACUUCGCCGUAUUCACGUUGCUCAGCCUUUGGGCGGCGUCACUCGUGAGACGUCCAUCCCAGAAGCGGUACUGAACAAGAAGAAGUACGACAAGGAAGACCCAGAGAGGCCCCUCCUUGAACGUGAUCUGGAAGAGGAGAACGGUGGCGCUGGUGUGUACAACAUCGACCUUCGCAAGAACUACCUACUCGAGAACGAUGAAUGGAAACACGACCGCAUUCCUGAGGUUUUCAAGGGUCAGAACGUCUACGACUUUAUUGACCCGGAUAUUGAGACCAAGCUUGAGGCUCUUGAGGCGGAAGAAGAAAAGCUGGAGGCGGACGGCUUCUACGAGUCGGAAGAUGAGCUUGAGGACGCAGAGGAGGCAGAUAUCAGGUACAAGGCAGAUCUUAUCCGUGAAAAGAGGCAGCUCAUCCGCAACGAAGCCAAGAUGCGCAAGAGUCUGAAGAAUAGAGCUGUCAUCCCCAGGACCAAGAAGGCGAAGGAUAUGUCACAGAUGGCAACACAUCUGGACAGCCUCGGAUACGAUGGAUCGAAGGUCGCAGAACGGGUUCAAAGUCAGACUCGAGGACGUAGCCUUGUUCGCGCAAAAUCCGAAGGUCCAAAUGGCGACGCUAUGGAUAUCGAUACACCUAAGACCCCACUCGAGCGAGCGAGGAGCCGGGGCAGAAGCCAGAGCACUAACCGGAGAACGGAUGGUGUUCCGAGCGAAGCUGCUGCCACGAAGGCCGAGAAGAUUGCGAAGUUGUCGCAGAAGAAGAUGAACAGGAAUGCCAGGCAGGGUGAGGCAGAUAGGCACCAGACUGGCUCGUUGAUCAAGCAUUUGACUGCUGGUAAGCGUGGUAUCGGAAAGACGAGCCAUCGUUGA
Molecule: messenger RNA, 2046 nt
Organism: Cucurbitaria berberidis CBS 394.84
Lineage: Eukaryota; Fungi; Ascomycota; Dothideomycetes; Pleosporales; Cucurbitariaceae
Product: nucleolar GTP-binding protein-like protein
Exons: 5
Coding region: 85-2046 (653 amino acids)
Biological process (GO): ribosomal large subunit biogenesis
Cellular component (GO): nucleolus
Molecular function (GO): RNA binding; GTPase activity; GTP binding
Source: RefSeq, a predicted model, not a curated record